AUGAAUAAAGAAACGUUUUAUACAAUUAUUAAACAAAUUAGAAAUGAAAAUCAAAUUUAUAAAUUGAUUUUUGGAAAAGACAUUUGUUUUAAAGAAAUUAAAGAGAAAUGUUCUUCUCUAAUUCAAGAAGAAGGAUGUAGAAAUAAAGGAAAUUCUGAUUCAAGACAUUUAUUAUAUAGAUGUAAGACAUGUGAAAAAACUCCAUCAAGUUGUAUAUGUUGUCAAUGUUUUGAUGAAACAAAACAUCAAGGACAUAUUUAUUAUUCAUAUUUAUCUAUGUCUCAAUAUACAUGUGAUUGUGGGAAUGAACAAUAUUGGAAAAAAGAAGGAUUUUGUAAUAAACAUCAACAUAAAUUUAAUGGAAAUAUUAAAGAAAUAAUUCCAAAAGAAAUAAAUUAUUGUUUAAAAUCACUUGCUAUAUUAUUUCAAUAUUCAAUUUCAUUCUUAAUGGAAAAAGAUAAUAAUGGAGAACUAAAUAUGAUAUUUAAAGUGUUAUGUCAAAUUGAUAAUAUUCCUUAUUUUCAUAAAUUAUUUAUUUCAUUAUUAAAUGAAAAAUAUUUAUUUCCAUCAGACUCCUUACUUUAUAAUAAAUAUAACUAUCAUUCUUUAACUUUAUUUCAAAGAUAUUUUGAAUUAUCUUUUGUUCAUCAACAUCUUCCUGAUUCUAUUCUUACUUUUCUUAUUUCAUUUCUUACUAAUAUAUCUGAAAUGAAGUUUGAUUAUACUUCAAUUUAUGACUUAGCUCUUGCAUCAGUUUAUUUUGAUUAUUCACCAAAUAAUGGAUUAGAAUCUAUAUUUUCAGGUUUCAUUUAUGACAAAUCAAUUGCUGAAUAUUCUCUUUUUAAAUCAGGAAGAUUUAUUCAAAUGAUAGACAUCUUUAUUAAUACAAUUAAAAUUUAUUCUUCUGGUAUAAUUCAUGACAAUGUUUUAAAAAAUGUUGAAUCAUUACUUGAUUAUAUUAAUGGAUUAAUAAAUAAUGGAAUUAAAUAUCAAUGUUCAUUAGAAGAAUUCUCUAAAGUAUUAGAACUUAUUUGUUGUUGUUCACAUCUUUUUCCAUUUUAUAUAAAAACAGGAGAACAUGAUGAAACUGAUCCAGAUCAUUUUGAAUAUGCUUUUCUUCUUUUAUACUCAACAUUAUUAUGUUUUAGUUUAAUAGAUGUUUUUGAUGUUGAUGACUUUUAUAAUAACCAUUUUAAUUUCAUUCAUCAAACACUUAUGAAUCAUGUUAAAACAUAUUUAAAUAAUGUUCCUCUUAUUAAUAUUAAUGGUAUUAAAAUUCAUUUAAGAAAAGUUGGAAUUAAUCAACAAGUAUCACCAUUAUCAGGAAUUAAUUAUUUCUAUUUAUUAAUUCUUCAAAAAUUAAUUAAUAAAAACCAAUUAGAUAAAAUUUCAAUUUCUAAUGAAGAUGCAAUAUUAUUAUGUGAAACAUCAUUUAUUUCAUUACAAUUUAUUCAUCAAUUUUCAAGUAAUGUUUAUGUAAGAAAUAAUAUUGAUGUUGAAUAUCAUUAUACAUUUUAUAUUAAUCUUUUUUUACCUCAUAUGUUAAAUGGAGACUUAAACAUUUCUAAAUUAAUGUUAAAAUAUAUUACAAUAGAUCAAUUCAUUUAUACAUUAUUAGUUAUAUUUAAUGUAAUAGAAUUAGAACCAACAAAUGAAAUUAUUGAUUUAAAUAAUUCUCAUUUUAAUACAAAUAAUUUUGGUAUAUUAUUAAGUGUUUUAAUUCAAAUGAAUAGAACUCCAUUAAUUAAAAAAGUAUUUAAUGAUGAAUCUUUCAUUAAAAAUAUUAUAGCACAUAUAAUAAUGACAGGAGAAUCCCAUCCAACAAACAUAUCUGAACUUAUUCCUUUUUGUGAAUUAAAUAUUAAUCAAUUAUGUGAUGAAUUAAUGAUUAAAAAAGGUGUUUUAAAAGAAGAAUGGUUAAAUAGAAUAAAUCCAUUAUAUCCUUUCUUACAACCUGAACUUCAAGAACAAUUAAAAAUAAAUACAUUAUUUGGUGAUAAAUCAUUAAAAAAUAACAGAUAUUAUUUUGAAGGAUUAAAUUGGAAUAAAGAUUUGUUUAAUUGUAUUACAUCAUCUCUUUUCUGGAAUAUCAUUAAAAAAGGAUUAUCUAAUGAAAAUAUGAUAUUUAUUCUUAUGUUAAUUACUGACAUUAAUUCUGAAAUACAAAAUAAUAUUUGUUCUACAGAAGAUAUUAAAAGUCUUGGUAUAUUUAAUGAAGAAAAUGUUACUUCAAUUACAGAAAUAUUAAAAAAUAAUUAUACUCAAAUUAAAGAUUUUGAAAUAUUUAUAAAAGGAAUAAAUAAUAUAAAUGUAAGAAAAUUAUUGAAAUUUGAGUCUUGUACAGUUAUUCCAUCACCUGUAAAAACUACUAAACUAACUAAAGCAGAUUUAUUGAAAAAGAAGGUAUUAAAAAAAAUGAAUGAAAAACAAACUACAUUUACACUAAAUGAACAUAUUAUUGAAGAAUCAUCAUUAGAAGAUCAAAAUGAAGAUUUUUGUGUUGUUUGUCAAUCAAUUAAACAAAGUCCAUUAGGAAGAUUUAUUUAUUAUGAUCCUGGAUUUGCUGUAUUAAUUCAAAGAAAAAAAGAAGGUGGAAAAAGUGAUUCAGAAACUGUAUUUACAACAUGUAAACACCACAUUCAUGAAGAAUGUUUUAUGGAAUUAAUUAAUCAAUAUACACAAUGUCCAAUAUGUAAAAGUAAAUUUGAAUUAUUUUUACCAUUAAGUAAUCAAAUUUCAAUUAUUAAUGAAAAUACAUUUAAUGAAAAAUAUAGUCUAAUUAAAAUUGCAUUUAAUAAUAAUAAGAAUAAAAUAUUUAAUGUCUUAAUGUCUUGUUUGAUUUCAACAUUAGAAUCAUUAGAAUUGGCUCAAUUUGAAAAAGUUGAUAUUCAUGAAGAUGAUUUUGAUAUUCUAAAAUCACUAUUUAUUGCAUUAAAAUCAUUAACAAUCAAUUUAAAAAGUUAUUUAGAUGAUUUCAUUAAAUAUUCUAACAUAAAUUCACCACUUUAUCUUUAUAUCAUUUUACGACUUUAUAACCAAGAUAUUCAACCAGCAUAUAUUCAACAAGUUAAUAAUGUUAUGAGUAUUAUUGCUAAAAUAAAACCAUCUUUAUUAUCUCAUAAACAAAUUAACUUCAUUAAACCUAGAUUAAAUAAUAUGAAUAUUAAUGGAUUAUCUGAUUGUCUUAGUUGUGAAGACGCUGUCAAUAAACUUUCUAUUUCAUUUGAAUAUUGUAUUCAUUUAAUAGAACCAAUAAUCAAAAAUAUUCCAAUGACUGAUGAAGUACCAUUUUUGAAAACAAUAAAUUAUAUUGACCAUGCAACUGGAAAUGAUCAAUAUACAUUUAUACCAACCAUUCCACGACACAUCCCAUUUAUUGAAUUACCAAAGACUUUUGAAGGAGUAUUAAAAAAGUAUUGUUAUAGUAAAUGUGAUAGUUGUGAUUCUUUUAUUUCAGACGUUCUUUUAUCAAGAGUAUGUCUUUAUUGUGGAAAAGUUAUUUGUACUAAAAGAAAAUGUUUAGAAUAUCAUUCACAUCAAUGUUCUUGUGGAUUUAAUGUUAUGUUAGACUUAUAUAGUGGUGCGUUUUGUUUAAACUAUCGUGGUAAGACAAUGGCAUUAUUGUAUAUGAAGAUGAAUAUGGAGAUUGUUUUGAUCCAAAAAAAUUACUCAUUCCAAAUCUUUUGUUAA
Entamoeba histolytica HM-1:IMSS is the source of this 3690-nucleotide messenger RNA. RefSeq lists its product as uncharacterized. The record is from RefSeq and is a predicted model, not a curated record. Gene Ontology annotation, cellular component: cytoplasm; ubiquitin ligase complex. Gene Ontology annotation, molecular function: zinc ion binding; ubiquitin protein ligase activity. Gene Ontology annotation, biological process: protein ubiquitination; ubiquitin-dependent protein catabolic process via the N-end rule pathway. The transcript has a single exon. The coding region runs from base 1 to 3690 and encodes 1229 amino acids. Lineage: Eukaryota; Evosea; Mastigamoebida; Endamoebidae.